Molecule: messenger RNA, 552 nt
Organism: Penicillium coprophilum
Lineage: Eukaryota; Fungi; Ascomycota; Eurotiomycetes; Eurotiales; Aspergillaceae
Exons: 2
Coding region: 1-552 (183 amino acids)
Source: RefSeq, a predicted model, not a curated record
AUGGGAAUCGAGGAAGCACCGUUGAAGCAUCUCCACACUCUGUCAUUGUUAUCAGUUCACCCAGGAGCGGUCCUUUACCUGCGUCCAGCCCUAGGAUUUGGUGUUUCAUCUGCAUCUUACAAGCGGUGGUCCCAGAUCCGCAAGCUCACAGUCCACAUGGCGACUUUCGGCCAUGAGCCAGGUCGGCCGACAAACCACCUUAAGCUCCUCCAUGCAUAUCUAGGAAGCUUCCCAUCUCUGCAAAGACUGGUUUUCCAUUGGGAAGGCGAGAGCCCAGCCAAAGGAAAGUCCACUCAAGCCUGCCCAAAGACAUGCGCGUUACCCCUACGACCAUUGAAAUUGAAACAUCUUCAGCAGAUGAAGUUGGUCAAUGCAAUAAUGGACGCGUCGCAAGUGGCGUCUUUUAUCCAAGAGCACCGGAGUACUUUGCGCGAGUUUAAUUUCGAAAACGUGGUAAUUCGCAACGGCAAUUGGGACGACGCGCUCGCGCCGUUGACAAGACUCAGCGCAGCGAGGGGUAGAAGCAGGGCCUGCGCGACACUGACACUGUAA